AUGUUGUUUUCUCUUUACCGCCUCACGUGGUUGUGUCUUUUUUUUUUCUUCUUUUUUUUUUUUGUUCUCUGGCGGUGUGGGUCUCUUAGAAUGAGGAGAACAACUGCCGUUUUGUGGCAGCAUGGGGUCCACGUCCCUCGCGGGGUUGUUUACCACGGCGCCAAGAUGAAGCAUUGGCCGGAGCAGAAAGUACCUGACAACUUCAAGUUCACGGAGGAACAGCGCUUCAGGACGAAGGCCAUCCCUCGAGACUUUGGGAAGAUACCCCGCGACUUUGUCCUCAGCGUGCUUUAUCGCCACCAGCCGUGUGAGGUAAGUGGACUUUGGGAGCACUGCACCAGCGACCCUGGAGUUGUCCUUGACAGCAAACGACACCUGCGUGAGGUACUAAAACAGGCAAGGGAGGAGGGUUUUGUGAGUUUCGAGCGGGACCCCGUUUCCAACGAAUGGCUCUGCUUCAUCACACGGGAACGUUUUGAGGAGGUGCGACAGAUUGCUGGAGCAAAGGCUGAGGCGUCUGAGGUCUAUUCGGGGUUGCGUGGCUCUAGUGCAACAGAGACGUCGUCAUACACGGAGCGUUUUAAGGAGAUGAACGAAAUGGCAAGGGAGGAGCAUGCACGUCGUCUUGAGGAGGAGGUGAAGACGACGACGAAACAUCUGCGCUCCUUUCAGCGGAAGGAGGUGGACUACCUGCCGUACACGGACCUGAACGGAAAGGUAAACUUUAUGUGGUGGUAUGAGACAAGGGAUGUGCAGCAGAGGGGAGGAGAUGCGAUCCCCGCGUCUAGCAGAGACACGUUGCCGAGUGACUCCGGUGAUGGCCCCGCACGUCUUGAAGGAUGA
This is a messenger RNA of Trypanosoma cruzi, 843 nucleotides long. RefSeq lists its product as uncharacterized. The record is from RefSeq and is a predicted model, not a curated record. Bases 1 to 843 code for a protein of 280 amino acids. NCBI's taxonomy places the organism in Eukaryota, Euglenozoa, Kinetoplastea, Trypanosomatida, Trypanosomatidae. The transcript has a single exon.